CAGAGAGAGAAAGAGAAGGAGCGAGAGGAGAGAGAGAAAGAGAAGGAGAGGGAGAAGGAGAGAGAAGAAAGACGCGGCGGCGCUUAACAUUUACGCCGGCGACGCCUGCCGUCGACGCACACCCGCCACCGAGAAAGAAAGAGAGAAAGAAGGGUGAAAGAAAGAGAGAGGAGAAAGAGAACGAGAAAGAGAAAGAUAAGGAGGAAGGGAGAGCUGUCGAGGAAGAAAGAACGACCCUGGUGGAUUCCGGCGACGCCGCCGCGUCUAGGUAAGUGUGUGCAAUUGGUAAUUUUUUUUUUAAUUUUGCAAAAAACCACCACCGGCUAACAUUUAACCACCACAACGCAGCACCUCCGUCCCCUAGCCGUGACUGAACCACCUGGCCGUGGUUGUUUCCGGCGACGCCACACCUCCGUCCCCUGAAAAUUCAGAUUUGUACAAUUUUGUUGGUUUAAUUGUUAAAAAGAAGUGCAAAUCUAAAGGUGGUCAUCAUGGGAGGAGGAAAUAAAGGAGAAACGUCCAAGAGGAGAAAGACUAAGGGGAAAUCUCAGUUUGUACGUGUUGACGAGGAUGAGUCAAUGGAGGAAGAGGAGGCACAUGAUUUGGGGGCCUCUCAAGAAAUCGUCAGUCGGAGACAGAUUCCUAGGCAUGUACAAGGGCAACAGAAGCUACAGGACCCGCAUCCUAAUGACUUGCUGGAGUUGGACCCUUCCACACUUUGGUUUGAUGAUAUCCCGGUGAAGAAUGUGCUCUCCGACUCGCUAACCGGCUACUAUGUUGAGCCUUGGAGGAAUUAUGGAGAGGUUGAUGAAGAUUCGAGAGAGCACUUUUGGAACUUGUUCAGCCAUGUAUAUAUAAAGGCUGCAAAAAAACCAAGGCCAAUUACCAAAUGCCCAUGAUCUUUUCUUGAAGACACACUUCAAGGAAGUGCCUGGAAAAGGCCAAGUGGCUGCCCACACCAAAGCAAAAAGGAUUGCGGUAAAAACUUAUUAUAUGAGUUGAUAUAUGGCAAAUUAGCAAAGUACACUACAAGAAAAUAACCUUUUCGUAGCGAUUAUUUUAACCUUUAGUAUCGAUUGUAAUUGCAACAAAAAGCUUUCCCAACGAAUGGUCAUUCGAUACAAUAUCCCCCGUUGCCUUAGCCUUUAGUAGUGGUAUUCAAUAUCGUUGGGGUUGACCUCAAUAAUCGA
Molecule: messenger RNA, 1190 nt
Organism: Chenopodium quinoa (quinoa)
Lineage: Eukaryota; Viridiplantae; Streptophyta; Magnoliopsida; Caryophyllales; Amaranthaceae
Exons: 5
Coding region: 492-899 (135 amino acids)
Source: RefSeq, a predicted model, not a curated record